AUGCCCCUAGAUGUUAAUGAUGUUGUUGUAUCGAAUUUAUUAGAGGAUUCGGUAAGCAAUUCCAAUUCUAGCUGGUUAUCAGCAAUGCUCUUAGUGCGAAUGUAUGGUACAAGAGGUGGUAACAUAGGAAGCCAUUUGAUCCCUAGGGGUUUUUAUAAGAAACUAGAAACUGUUUUGCAUUCCAAUAAAGAUUUUACAACUACAAACUACUUAUUAGAAUUAGCUGGAUAUCUUCCUAAACUGUCAAUAAAUAAGGAAAGUGAACGAAAUUCUCUUACCAUAAGUAUAACUCAGAGACCAAAGUUCUUGCUUGACAUACCUUCGUCUGUUACUACUGGAAGCUUCAAAAUACUUUAUUAUUUGAGCGACCUUAAUAAAACAUUUAAAAAUUUGUAUCAGUUAAAGUCUACUAGUUCCAAAAAUGGUGAUUUAAAUAAAUCAUUUGAGAAAGGUGAAAUGAUUUUUCUUCAAGUAAUUGAUAGAGUAAUGAUCUUAUGGUGCUCAAGCGAAAAAAUUAUAGCACCCAUGUAUAUUAAUUUGAGCAACUUAAAGAGGUUCAGUAUUGUAAACGAACUGGAGAUUAGAAUAGAAUUGUCGAAGGGGAAUGAAUUCUGGAAUUCACAUUCGUUAAUAUCCUCUAAUUCAAAAUUACAAAGCUUAGCUUUUAAUGUUGAAUUGAAGAGAAUUCAAUUAAUGCCUUCAUUCCUAAGAAUACUCAGCUCCAUUAUAACCCAUAAUUUAAAUAAAAUUUCCAUUGCUUCUGCGAUAAUAUCCGCUGCAUCAGAUGAUCAAGAUUCGCCGAAAGAAGUAUUUGCAGCAGUGUCAUCAGAAAGUCAGCUAAGUGAUAUUGAUAUUUCCAAGGUAGGAUCUAACAGCUUUCCAAAUUGCCAAAGGCCAACAUUCCCAAAUCCCCAUUCAAAAAAACUGAAUUCGAAUUGCAAAACAAUCCUACCAAAUUUGGAGUUAAAUUCUUCCAUCAAAGAAAAACUUAGGAAUUAUAAAACAACGGAGAAUCAUUCCCUUGCAAUCCCACCACCAAAUUUCUUUGGUGAAGAUCCACUAUCAAUUGAACCCUUGCAAUCCGAAGAUGAUAGUAUCAAAUUUAAAGAUUUCUUAGAAAAUAACAAGCAGAGAAUUUCAAGGGCACCUUCGAUGUAUAGCACCGAGCCAGCAAACCAAAUCACAUUACCCACCCCAACCAGAAUAAUCAAAGAUUUUCACAAAGUGUCUAAAAGGUAUGGGAAGAAGACUAAGAAACAAAGCCAUAAACGAGAUAUCUGGGAUUUCUCGUCGUCCGUUCCCUCCUCUCCUCUGAGAAAACCCAAAAUGGUGACUAAUUCCAUAAGAUCAACGAAAUCAACAGAACCAGAAUAUCUUGCUCAUUCAAUAAUUCCAGACUCUCUAGCUUCUCCUACUUUAUUAGUUCCAGCGAAAGAUGGUAUAAAUAAUGAAAAAACUCCCAUAAAUUCUGAUGCUCAGAAGGGCCCUAUUCUUGAACUUUUUGCAACCAAAUCCAAAUCGAAAAAGAAAAAUAAUAUUGAAAGCUCUAAUGUUGAAACCAUCAUACCUACUACACCUACAAAGUCUAGAAGAAUAUCGAAUAACUUAUACAAUGAUAUAUUUGAUAAUUCUUCUAAGAAAAAUGGUAAUUCAGUUCAGGUAGAAGAUUCUUUGUCCAGCGUGAUCUAUACCCAGGGAAAUUCCAUUCGUAAAUUUCUCGAUAACAUUACUAAACAGGGCGAAUGUAUUAAAUCAAGCAUAGAUAAUUCAGUUAACGACAGAGUGACUCAAGGCAAAUUGUUAAAAAUAAACACACCUAUAGUCGGUAAUUCAACUACGCCUUUAGAUAAUGAUAAACGAAACGAUGAAGCGACCGCUUCCAACGAUGAAUCGAGAUUUGAAAAGUCUCUUACUAAUAUGCAGACGAAUUCCAGUAAUGAGAAUUCUCUCCUAGAAGAUACUACUAUGAAAACAUCUUUUCUUGAUUAUGGGUCCACUCUUAAAGAACUUGAUAUUAACAAGCAAUAUAGUUUGAUUUCCGAAGGAAUGAACUUAUUGUCUUCAAAUCUUAUAAGUCGAAUCAAGAAAUUCGAGAAUGAUAUAUUCAAGAAGCAGAAAGAGUUACACGAAGAGCUUGAAGAGAACUUCAAACAAAUUGCUACAAAUCAUUGUGAAAAUUUGAAAAAUUUUAACAACUACGUCAAAAAAAAAAGUGAUGAAAUAUUUAACGAUUUUCAAUGA
Molecule: messenger RNA, 2241 nt
Organism: Debaryomyces hansenii CBS767
Lineage: Eukaryota; Fungi; Ascomycota; Pichiomycetes; Serinales; Debaryomycetaceae
Exons: 1
Coding region: 1-2241 (746 amino acids)
Source: RefSeq, a predicted model, not a curated record